This is a messenger RNA of Arabidopsis thaliana (thale cress), 1449 nucleotides long. RefSeq names its product vacuolar cation/proton exchanger (gene CAX6). Gene Ontology annotation, cellular component: vacuolar membrane; plant-type vacuole membrane; membrane. Lineage: Eukaryota; Viridiplantae; Streptophyta; Magnoliopsida; Brassicales; Brassicaceae. Gene Ontology annotation, biological process: monoatomic cation transport; transmembrane transport; calcium ion transport. Gene Ontology annotation, molecular function: calcium:proton antiporter activity; monoatomic cation transmembrane transporter activity. The record is from RefSeq and is marked reviewed. The coding region runs from base 46 to 1449 and encodes 467 amino acids. The transcript is spliced from 12 exons.
ACUUUCUAAGAACUCGAUAUACAGAUCAAUGAGAUCACAAAUCUCAUGUAUAUGGAGCUAUAUUUGAUGUUCAGCAACUUCUUCAAGUCUAUAAGGUGGUGUAAGGUGCCAGCUUUUAUGCAGGCGAAGGUAGAAAUGGGGCUUGUUAAUGAAGUUGAGCUUAAAAGCCUUUUGGAACAAGAAACAGAUUCCCCACAAACAAAUGCAGCUUCUUUGAUGGAGCAAGGAUCACUUCGAGAACGCAGAGCUAAAGCGCCUAGGAACAGUGUGGUCCAGAGCUUCAAGAUCGUCAUUUUAUCGAAUAAACUAAAUCUUUUGUUGCCUUUCGGUCCUCUAGCAAUACUAGUCCACUACUUGACAGAUAAUAAGGGGUGGUUCUUCUUACUAAGCUUAGUAGGUAUCACACCAUUAGCUGAACGUCUCGGAUAUGCCACAGAGCAAUUGUCUUGCUACACAGGCGCAACUGUUGGAGGUCUCCUCAAUGCUACAUUUGGAAACGUGAUUGAGCUGAUCAUAUCGAUUAUCGCUCUUAAAAAUGGAAUGAUACGCGUUGUACAGUUGACGCUGCUUGGCUCGAUUCUUUCUAACAUUUUGCUUGUACUUGGCUGCGCUUUUUUCUGUGGCGGCCUUGUGUUUCCCGGGAAAGAUCAAGUCUUUGACAAAAGGAAUGCAGUUGUGAGUUCGGGCAUGCUUUUAAUGGCAGUCAUGGGACUACUCUUCCCCACAUUUCUUCAUUACACGCACAGCGAGGUUCAUGCUGGAUCAUCAGAGCUUGCUCUGUCGAGAUUUAUCAGUUGUAUAAUGCUCGUUGCCUAUGCAGCUUAUCUCUUUUUCCAGUUAAAGAGCCAGCCAAGUUUUUAUACCGAGAAAACUAACCAGAACGAAGAAACUUCAAACGAUGAUGAAGAUCCUGAGAUCUCCAAGUGGGAAGCUAUCAUCUGGCUUUCAAUCUUUACGGCUUGGGUCUCUCUUCUUUCGGGCUAUCUUGUCGAUGCCAUAGAGGGUACUUCGGUCUCAUGGAAGAUACCAAUCUCUUUUAUCAGUGUCAUCUUGCUUCCUAUAGUUGGGAAUGCGGCUGAGCAUGCAGGUGCGAUUAUGUUUGCCAUGAAAGACAAGCUGGAUCUGUCUUUGGGAGUGGCUAUUGGAUCCUCCAUUCAGAUUUCUAUGUUCGCGGUUCCUUUUUGUGUGGUGAUCGGAUGGAUGAUGGGUGCACAAAUGGAUCUAAAUCUCCAGCUAUUUGAGACGGCUACUCUGCUCAUAACUGUUAUUGUUGUAGCUUUCUUUCUCCAGUUAGAAGGGACAUCGAAUUACUUCAAAAGAUUGAUGCUCAUUCUUUGCUAUUUGAUAGUCGCUGCUAGUUUCUUUGUACACGAAGAUCCUCAUCAAGGAACAGACCAUCAGCAGAUAUGCACAUGCAGGACACCAUCCUAUACAUAUGAGAUUCUAUAG